AUGAAUGCGUUUAACGUAGAUUUUGGCCAGGAUGAAGGCGUAGUUCGACGAGGUGCGGCACCGCGGGCCAAUAUGGAACGCGGUGACUGGCAUUGGUCCGAUGAGGAGUCCGACGACGAUGAGCCGGAUAUGAUAGAUCCGGCAAUCGCCGCCUCAUCGGACGAGGAGAACGAUGAGGACGUAGAUGACAGUGGCUACGGAUCAGAGGAGAGCGAAGCCGAGUCGGCGAUAAACCAGGGCCACCAGGAGGAGGAGGAUGAUGAGGAAAUAUGGAGAGAGCUGGACGAGGCGAUACGCAUGAUGGACGACGAAGAGGCGGGAGAUGCGAGCAGCGGCCGAAGUAGCCCAGAAGAGUAUGCGCCGUGGGAGCAAAAUGAGAUCCAUGAGCCUCCGGCAAGAUUGUGGGAGCCAGCGCGGCCACCAACGCCGUUUCGUAUGGUGGACUCAAUGUCAGAGGCCAGCGAAACGGCGGAGAUGGCCGUGGCUGAUGAAGGUGCGGCUGAUGGAGUAGCCAGCCCACCUCCACUCGAGCCAGAGGGGACGGAUUGGGAGGCAGAAGGAGCGACGUCGGAGAACCAGCAAUGGAUGAGUUGGUGGCGUCAGCAGAUCCUGCAGCAGCAGGAGGCUGAGAGGGAUCUGCUGGCAUGGGAAAUACACCAGCAGGAAGAGGAACAGCUGGCAAGGGCCAGGGAAAGGCUGGCGGAGGUGACAAGACAGCAGCAACAAUACCAACAGCAACAGCAACAACAACAACUGCUCGAAUGCCGAGAGGCACAACGACAGCGCUCGGCCUAUAUUAGCCAGGCAAAUAUCAUGCGCAGUGCCAUACGGGCAUGA
Messenger RNA from Drosophila willistoni, 837 nucleotides. Its product is annotated as RNA polymerase II degradation factor 1-like. The transcript has 2 exons. Lineage: Eukaryota; Metazoa; Arthropoda; Insecta; Diptera; Drosophilidae. Bases 1 to 837 code for a protein of 278 amino acids. The record is from RefSeq and is a predicted model, not a curated record.